Messenger RNA from Thamnophis elegans (Western terrestrial garter snake), 1547 nucleotides. RefSeq names its product tetraspanin 9 (gene TSPAN9). Lineage: Eukaryota; Metazoa; Chordata; Lepidosauria; Squamata; Natricidae. Bases 1 to 1047 code for a protein of 348 amino acids. The transcript has 7 exons. Gene Ontology annotation, cellular component: membrane. The record is from RefSeq and is a predicted model, not a curated record.
AUGGAGAAGUCGAGUAGCGAAGACUCCUCCAUCCGCCGGAGCCCGUCCCUGGACAGCAAGGACUCCGACUUCGCCAAAGCCUCGCCGACGGGCAAGCGCUUCAACCGGGGUUUCACGGCCGGCGCUUUCUACGGCACGACCGGACCCCGCCGCCAAGGCCGAAGCGGCGCCGGUGGGGCUGCCGGUGGGGCGCCCGCGGGCUCCGGCUUGCCGAGGGACGAGCCCCGCAACGCCGCCGCCGCCGCCGCCACCAGCAGCAAAUACCUGGUUUUUUACCUGGAUCUAUCCUUUGUUUUCCUCCUAGAGUUUAAGAAGUGCAGCAUGGCCAGAGGCUGCUUGUGCUGCCUGAAGUACAUGAUGUUCCUUUUCAAUUUGGUCUUUUGGCUGUGCGGCUGUGGGCUCCUGGGCGUGGGAAUAUGGCUCUCGGUAUCCCAAGGAAACUUCGCCACGUUUUCUCCCACGUUCCCGUCGCUGUCGGCUGCCAACCUGGUCAUUGCCAUCGGGACCAUUGUCAUGGUGACAGCUUUUCUAGGCUGUUUGGGUGCCAUCAAAGAAAACAAGUGCCUACUUUUAAGUUUUUUUGUCGUUUUGCUGAUCAUUCUCCUGGCUGAACUGAUAUUACUCAUUUUGUUCUUCGUUUACAUGGACAAGGUGAGUGAAAGUGCAAAGCAGGACCUGAAGGAGGGCCUCAAGCUGUAUAACACGGAAAAUAAUGUUGGGCUGAAGAAUGCGUGGAAUAUCAUUCAAGCAGAGAUGCACUGCUGUGGGGUAACUGAUUAUAGAGAUUGGUACCCCGUAUUGGGUGAUAACGUUGUCCCUGACAGAUGCUGUAUGGAGAAUUCCCAAGAUUGUGGUCGGAAUUCCAACAACACGAACUUGGUGUGGAAAACGGGGUGCUACGAGAAGGUCAUGACGUGGUUUGAAGAUAACAAGCAUAUCCCGGGGGCCAUUGGGAUGUGUCUCCUCAUAAUACAGAUUCUUGGCAUGGCCUUUUCCAUGACUCUCUUCCAGCAGAUUCACAGGACCGGUAAAAAAUACGAUGCCUAAAAUACUUCUUUUUUAAAAACUUCAUCAGCCCUUAACUGUUCCCAUUACAACAGAACAACAACUGCAAAAAACGUAUAUAUAUAUAUACAUAUGUAUAUGUAUGUAUAGAUAUAUAUAUAUAUAUAUAUACAUGAAUCACUUUGACUUUGGGGCUGCCUACCCCGCUAAGUUCAUUUUUUUCCAAGACGGAUUAAACUGAACGCAAGUACUUACAAGGACCUUUUUGUAUCUUCUCGGUCAUUGUUUUGCCAAAGAAGAGGAGAACUUUCCUGAACUCAAAUCAGUUUUUCUACUCCUCCUCAAAACUCCUCGUUUCUAACCUUAUAGGCGGAAUAACAUUCUAGUGCUGGUCGGCAUUACAUCACUGAGGUAGCCGACCGAUGUGUCUAUUAACUUUUUAAAAUAAUCUUUUUUUUUUUAAAUGGCUCGUACCCAAUCCGGGUCCUGGGACUUGAACAAAGCCAUUCGGAUAAUACCCCGGUGAAUUGGAUCUGCUUGGA